This is a messenger RNA of Suncus etruscus (white-toothed pygmy shrew), 1280 nucleotides long. RefSeq names its product hydroxylysine kinase (gene HYKK). The transcript is spliced from 4 exons. The record is from RefSeq and is a predicted model, not a curated record. Bases 1 to 1119 code for a protein of 372 amino acids. Gene Ontology annotation, molecular function: amino acid kinase activity. NCBI's taxonomy places the organism in Eukaryota, Metazoa, Chordata, Mammalia, Eulipotyphla, Soricidae.
AUGUCAAGUGGAAAUGAGCAGAAAUCACAGACUCUGACCAAACCCACUUUCACUGAGGCACAAGCCACUGCACUAGUGGAAUCAGUGUUUGGGCUAAAAGUGUCCAAGAUCCGGCCCCUUCCUAGCUAUGAUGACCAAAAUUUUCAUGUGAGCGUUUCAAGAGCCAACGAUACUCUGGAGGGUCCAAUGGAUUAUGUCCUCAAAAUCAACAACACUGAGGCCAGCAAAACUCCAGAAUUGGUUGAGGUGCAGAGCUCCAUCAUCAUGUUUCUGAGUGCUUCUGGAUUCCCAACUGCCUCAGUGUGCUGUACUAAAAGAGACAGCAUAACCUCACUCAUGUCUGUAGAUCAUGGCUCUGAAACCAAGAGCUACUUGGUGAGGCUGCUGACUUUCCUCCCAGGAAGACCCAUAGCUGAGAUCCCCAUGAGCCAGCAGCUACUGUAUGAAAUUGGAAGGCUUGCUGCCACAUUGGAUAAAACACUGGAGAAAUUCCAGCAUCCAAAGCUAAGUAGUCUCCAUCGGGAGAACUUCAUCUGGAAUCUGAGAAACGUUCCUCUUUUGGAGAACUAUCUGUAUGCCUUGGGGCAGGAUCAAAAUCGAGAGAUUGUGGAGCAGGUCAUCCAGAUGUUCAGGAAUCAAAUAACAGCCAAGUUAAGUCAGUUUCGAACUUGUAUCAAUCAUGGAGACCUUAACGACCAUAACAUCUUGGUAGAGGCCAACAAGUCAGCCUCUGGAGAUGCUGUGUACCAAGUGUCUGGGAUUCUAGAUUUCGACGACAUGAGCUAUGGCUACUAUGUAUUUGAGGUGGCAAUCACCAUCAUGUACAUGAUGAUUGAGAGUAAGGAUCCUAUUCAAGUGGGAGGUCAUGUUCUGGCAGGAUUUGAAAGCAUCAUUCCACUGACAGAUAUAGAGAGAAAUGCUUUGUAUCUGCUUGUAUGUGGUCGUUUUUGUCAAUCACUUGUCAUGGCUGCAUAUUCUUGCCAACUACAGCCAGAGAACAAAGAAUAUCUCAUGAUUACUGCAAAAACUGGGUGGAAGCACUUACAGCAGAUGUUUGACAUGGGCCAGAAAGCAGUAGAAGAAAUCUGGUUUGAAACUGCUAAGACUUACAAAUCUUAGGUCUCCAUGUAACUAGAUAAAAAUUCACAUGAGAGGGUCAGAGAAAUAGUACAGCAGGUAGGGCACUUGCCUUGCAUGCAGCUGAUCCAAAUUUGAUCCCUGGCAUCCUAUAUGAUUCCCUGAGUCCUCAAGGAGUGAUUCCUGAGUGCAGAGCCAGGAGU